AUGAAUAUGAGCCGGGAUGCAUUUGAAGAUGCCUUUAUAAAGAAUGUAAUAUCGGUUGGAUUAGGUGUCAUAAUUACUUACAUCAAUGGAAUCUUUGUGUUUGCUUUUUUUAGAACUCCAAUUUUUUACACUGACCCAAGAUAUAUCCUUUAUAUUCACCUAGUUAUCAAUGACAUUAUUAUGCUUUUUGUAUCAGUCACUUUGCACGUUGUUGUGUACUCUGUACCACUUAUCAAUGUUACAAUAUGCUGUUUUCUCCUUCUUUUGGGCUUGGCAACCUCAGACAACACAGCACUGAAUCUGGCUGGAAUGGCAUUGGAGCGCUACAUUGCCAUCUGCAAGCCACUGCAUCACCCUCAGCUCUGCACAGUAAAAAGAACUUACAUCUGCAUUAGUUUGAUAUGGUUUCUUACCAUUUUAACUGCACUGACAGACAUCAUCAUUGUCUUAAUAAAACAACCCAUAGGUUUUUUCUUAACAUCAACUAUGUGCUAUAGCAAGAACAUUUUUAACUCAAAUGAGCACCUCAUCAAAGCAAUAUUUAUGCAGUCAGUAUAUUUAUCAAGUGUGUGGAUUAUGCUAGUUUUUACUUACUUUAAGGUUUUUCAGGCAGCUAAUGCUGCAACUAUUGAUCAGGGUAAGGCAAGAAAAGCCCGGAACACUAUCCUACUACAUGGCAUACAGCUCCUUCUCUGUAUGCUUGCUUAUAUCACACCACUUAUGACAUAUUUUUUCUUAGAAUUGUUUCCUAAAUAUAGAAGUACAAUUCUAUUCAUCUUUUAUAUAAUAUCUAACGUAAUUCCAAGACUACUAAGUCCACUUAUUUACGGAGUCCGUGAUCAAAAAAUGUUUAAAUAUGUCAGCAGAUAUUUGACAUUUAGGCAGUUUAGCACACAAAAUGGACCAACAUGCAAGGAACCAAAGUCUUAG
This is a messenger RNA of Silurus meridionalis, 930 nucleotides long. RefSeq names its product odorant receptor 131-2-like. Gene Ontology annotation, cellular component: membrane. Gene Ontology annotation, molecular function: G protein-coupled receptor activity. Gene Ontology annotation, biological process: G protein-coupled receptor signaling pathway. Lineage: Eukaryota; Metazoa; Chordata; Actinopteri; Siluriformes; Siluridae. The coding region runs from base 1 to 930 and encodes 309 amino acids. The transcript has a single exon. The record is from RefSeq and is a predicted model, not a curated record.